Molecule: messenger RNA, 639 nt
Organism: Mesorhabditis spiculigera
Lineage: Eukaryota; Metazoa; Nematoda; Chromadorea; Rhabditida; Rhabditidae
Source: the annotation of a GenBank genome assembly
AUGCCGGCGAUGAAACCAGUGCAAUCGCGUGUUCAGCAUCACCGCGUUGAUGCUCUAUGGGACUCGAAUGCUGAGAAGUAUCGCGUGGCUUGCCGCUCCGUGCAUGUCACCUCGGCAACCCUGUACGUUGGAUACAUGCAACUGGCCAUAAUCACAAUCUUCACGCUGACGAUUCUGUUCUUCUACGGACAGUCGCUGCAUGGUGCGCUCCCCGCUGAGCACUGGGCGGCAUCGGCUGGCUCGCGUUUCUUGACGUCUCUACUGACGGCUGUAUCGCUGCAGCUGGCUUUGGUGCUGAUGCUGGUGCACGGAGUGCGCCACGAGAAGAGAUCGUUCCUGUUGCCAUACAUCAUCUUCGCGUGCUUCACCCUGUUCGUUGGAUUCGCCCAGAUCUUCACCGAUGUUGUGGCUGCUUCCCAUCAGCGCGGCUCGGGCUCGGCUUCUCAGCUGCUUUCGCACUUGAUCGGCUUGAUGAUUCACGUCUGGUGUGUCACCGUCGUCUGGCGUUGCUAUUGCUACCUUGGGGAUAAGAAGGUUGCUGAGCAGAUAGGAGCUCAACUCGAUGCUACGACACCAGCUUUCACCUGCGAAUACUCGCUGCCUCCCCCCCUACCCGGAUGUGGAGAAGCGCCCGCUUGC